Messenger RNA from Pecten maximus, 2109 nucleotides. RefSeq lists its product as uncharacterized. NCBI's taxonomy places the organism in Eukaryota, Metazoa, Mollusca, Bivalvia, Pectinida, Pectinidae. Bases 120 to 806 code for a protein of 228 amino acids. The record is from RefSeq and is a predicted model, not a curated record. The transcript is spliced from 11 exons.
AGUACAUACUAUUGAAACGGUCACGAUAUAUUUCGCUCUCACCAUUUUCUAAGAUAUUCGAAGUUUUACUUUAAAGAAUUCCUCAAGUAUUGUCACAGACAGACUUAACAAGAUUUACGAUGAGUCAAGUACGCAUUAAGAAAAGACAAUGGCGACCAAAGCCGUCUGAUGAGCCACCAAAACCACGUGGAAAGAUUCGCUUGAUCAGACUGGAACCGGAUCCCAAAGUAGAAAGAUGUUCAGAGAAGUCACAAACAGACGUAUCUCAGCUUGCUGGGGUCUUAAAGGAUCCCAAAGUACAGAAAUGUUCAGAGAAGUCACAAACAAAAGCAGACGUAUCUCAGCUUGCUGGGUUCUUAAGGGAUCCCAAAGUACAGAAAUGUUCAGAGAAGUCACAAACAAAAGCAGACGUAUCUCAGCUUGCUGGGUUCUUAAGGGAUCCCAAAGUACAGAAAUGUUCAGAGAAGUCACAAACAAAAGCAGACGUAUCUCAGCUUGCUGGGUUUUUAAGGGAUCCCAAAGUACAGAAAUGUUCAGAGAAGUCACAAACAAAAGCAGACGUAUCGCAGCUUGCUGGGUUCUUAAGGGAUCCCAAAGUACAGAAAUGUUCAGAGAAGUCACAAACAAAAGCAGACGUAUCUCAGCUUGCUGGGUUCUUAAGGAAACGUCACUCCCCUGAGACUACCAUGGCAACAAACGGGACAAAAUCCACCUGUAAUAUGACCUUGGCCAUUAAACCCGAAUCACGUGCCUCUGAUGUCACCAUUACAACAGGUGCUACAUGUGACAAACGGAUACUCAAGUGAUAUGGUCCCUUAUCUCACCUCAGCAGUGUGACAGCUGACAAUAAAACACCUCCUCAGAUUGAACUCGACGAUGAUUUUGACUACAGUCUCGAUCUCAUGGGAGAUUACACCCUCACGGAAAGCGACUUCUCCAAGAAACCAACACCGUUUUGGUUCGAGAUAGAAUGCAAUGCUACCAACGACAGCCUACAAAAUAUACCUGUCAAACAGUCAACUCCGGACAAUCUCAAGACUGACCAUUCCGGCCCAUCCUCGGAUACUACCAACUACCAACUGGUCACACAAUUCUCUCCCGAGUCUGACCUUAUUAUGAACACAGUGCGUGACAGUACUAGACACAGAGGCGUCAAGAGAAAGCUUUCUUUUGACGAGGAUGAUGUGGUUCCGGUGCCGUGUAAAAGGCCAAGGAGAUGUUAACCCUGAUCCAUAUAUAUGAACUUUAUUGUGAUAAUUCCGGAGAUACAGUAUUUAGACUUGGCCAUCUCGCGGUGAUUUAGUCAAAAUGACGGUGAGAGUGUGGGCGUGGUUUGCGUGAUUGUUAUUAUGUUGAUACCUAAUGCACGUUCUAAUUUCGAAUAUACCACGCAACCUUAUGUUAACAUAGAGUCUGAUAUGUCUGUCUGCAUGUUUGUUUUGCAUAAUUGUGAGCGAUAUAUUUCUGUCGGUUCGUUUGUCUGUCUGUCCAUUCGUCUGUCUGUAUGUUUGUGUUGCAUGUUUAAGAAAGAAGCUUGUGAAAGUCUCUUGGUGGUUAUUGACACUCAGAGCGGUACAUGUAUCGUUUUGAAUGUCAGAACGUUUGCCAUUUGAUUAAAGCUCUUUCUCAACUGUUAGUCCGAUCUAUUCUAUCGGCUUGUAUGUCUGUCCAUUUGUCUGUCUGCAUGUUUGUUUUGCAUGUCUAAGGAAGAAGCUUGUGAAAGUCUCUUGGUGGUUAUUGACACUCAGAGCGGUACAUGUAUCGUUUUGACUGUCAGAACGUUUGCCAUUUGAUUAAAGCUCUUUCUCAACUGUUAGUUCGAUCUAUUCUAUCGGUUUGUAUGGCUGUCCAUUUGUCUGUCUGCAUGUUUGUUUUGCAUGUUUGUUUUGCACGUUUGUUUUGCAUGUGUAAGGCUAAAGCUUUUUCUCGUCUGUCUACUGUCCACUGUUGGGUAUCAACAUGACACAAUCAGGUCUGUCUCGAGCGCGUGUAAGUAUCGAUUUCGUGUGAAAGGGUCUAUUAGUUGUAUUUUGGUUGUAAGUGAUAAUUUGGGUGAAAGUGUUGAUUUGGCGCAUGGGAGUAUACUUUGUUGCUAUUAGUUAAUUCUGA